Messenger RNA from Manihot esculenta (cassava), 3159 nucleotides. Its product is annotated as GBF-interacting protein 1. The transcript has 9 exons. Gene Ontology annotation, cellular component: nucleus. The record is from RefSeq and is a predicted model, not a curated record. Lineage: Eukaryota; Viridiplantae; Streptophyta; Magnoliopsida; Malpighiales; Euphorbiaceae. The coding region runs from base 235 to 2616 and encodes 793 amino acids.
AAGGGGAAAAGGAAAAGGGUCAAGGUUCAAGAAAAAGCUUCAUGUAGCCAUUUGCUCAAAAUCAUGGCGUGUGUUUGGCCUAUAUGAGCAAAGCUUCCACUUCACCGCCUUCCCAUCUAUUAUUCGUUAGGUCAAAUUAUUUUAAUCAAAAUCAAUCUCUGUCUUUCUCUGUAUGCACACUCUUCCCUCUGCAAUACAAAAGAUACAAGCAAACAUAGGAGAUACUAACCCAAUAUGAGCAGUAGCGGCGGCGGCGGCGGCGGCGGAGGAGGAGGUGGACCUGCUAGGGUUACGAUCCCGGAGACUGUACUCAAAACCAUACAGAGCAUUAGGGAGAUCACAGGAAAACAACACAGCGAUGAAGAUAUAUAUUCUGUCCUUAGAGACUGCUCCAUGGAUCCUAAUGACACUGCCCAAAAGCUCCUCUAUUUAGAUACAUUUCAUGAGGUGAAAAGAAAACAUGAGAAGCGUGAUCGGAGGAAGGAGAUGUCAAGCACCCAAGGUCGAGGAGCCAGGGGUGGUCGAGGAAACAAUUCUGCAAACCAUGCCUAUUCGGAUGCUGUGGGUGGUAGGAAUGCAUCUUUCCGAAGGGAAAAUGGAGUUAAUCACAUGAAAGAGAGGAGGCCUUCAGCCUCUUUGCCAGUUGUGCAUAAAACAAAUAGUAGUGCAGCAGUUACUGGGACAAAGGCUUCAACUGUCUCUCCUAAUGGCCCUUCAAGUUUAUCCAGUGGGAGCUCAUCUCCUGGACUUGGCCAACAGUCUCCUGAAAGUAUUGUCGAUUUCACUAAAGAUAGCUCAGAUGCUGAUGUCAAGAAGCCAGAAUCUCCAUUAUGCCUCCCUGGUGUACCAAAAGCUACACCUAAUCAGGUAGCUGAGCCUGUGAUUCAAGUUCAGCAAGGAAAGCCCACAUCAAAUUUGAAUGAUCUGCCAAACCCUACCAUUUCAUCAUCUGUAUCUGGUGUUUAUUCCUCUGAAUCGAACCCUGUAUUGGAACCAUCUAUGACUCAGGAUCCUAGUGCUGCAGGUGGAAUUAAACAGGAAGUAGAAAACCAGGGAAGAGCUGCUGGACAGUAUCACAUGCAAUGUAAUAAACUUGUUUCCUAUGAUGAUCCAUCAGAGUUGCCCAAGAAUGAAACAGCAACCUCAUCAAUAAUUAAUUCUGUGUAUAGAAAUAAGUUACCAGGAAAAUUGAAAGCUGCUGAAAAGGAGUUAUCUGAAACACUGCAGCCUUCUUUGUCAGAUCGUGACAAUUUUUUGCCUGUUGGACAUUCUAGUUGUUAUAGCAAUUCAUCACAAGAGUCUAUUCUCCCUCAAACAGCAGUGGUAUCUUCAAAUGAUGUACAAGCUGAUGACAGUUCUUGCUUGUUGCCUGAGCAAACUGUCCCUAAUGGACAUGUUACAUUUCCAAAUCACUUCAAAGUUCCUGAAGCUUUAAAGACUGGGUUGACUUUUGGAAGUUUUGACACCAAUUCUGGACUGGGAACAGAAUUUGGCAAUAGUAAUGGUUGUGGAAUUAGUGGUACUCAUGCUAUUGAAUCAUCGUGUGGCAAUGAUGAAACUGCUAGGGAACCUUCUAGCAAUCAAAGUAUUUCAUCAACAACACAAGUGGAUAAUUCUGAUCAACCAGAAUCUCCUCAGCCAUCAUUUGAAAAAGUAACAAAUUCAGAGGACAGCUUUGUAUCAACUGCGAACUCAAAAUCUGAUAAAGCCAUGCAGGAAACAGUGUUGCUUCCAGAAGGCAAUCAGAACCCCAUUGUUCAAAUUGCUCCAAAUUAUGGUUUGGGAAUCAUGCCAGCCAUGCAGGGGGGUCACCUUUUACAGUUUGAGGGACAUGAGAUUCAGGCACGAGAUAUGUCUCAUCUUUCAGGCUAUGUUAGUGAGAAUCCUACCACUUCAUCUAGUCCAAGUCCAACUCCACCAGUGCAGAACUCUUUAGCUGCUUCUCCACACCAAAUUCUUUUCAGGCCACCAUAUCCUCCUAGCUAUAUUCCAUAUGGGCAUUACUUUAACCCUUAUUUUUUGCCACCAAUGCACCAAUUCUUGAGCCACAAUGGUCUCAGCCAACAGCUGUCAACUGGCAACACAUUUCUUACUCCUGCACCUGGUAUGAAGUUUCCUCUUCCACAAUUCAAUCCAGGAACUAGCACUGGAAAUCCAGCGCCCAUUGGAAUUCAACCUUUAUAUGGUGCAUAUGCUUCUUCCCCUAUUGGCUUUAAUCCUGCUUCAGGUGUGACUUCUGGCUGCUCUGACUGCAACAAUGAUCUAUCAACAUCUCAGUUGAAGGAAAGUCAAAACUACACAACUGGACCACUGAGCGAUGUUUCAUCUUGGAUUCCUCCAUCAGGGCAGGAGGUCUCCAGUUUGCAUCUUAAUUCUUUGUACCACCUCAGCCCUCAGGGACAACACCUUACUUUCUCCCCUGCACAGGUUGGUCAUGGUCCUUUUCCUGGAAUUUAUCCACCAGUGCAGACAAUAGCCGCUGCUUCAACUUUAAAUCCACUACUGCAACAAUCUCAGGCUGGGUCUGCAACCGUUGAAACUGUGGGAUUGGGACACCCAUCUGGCGCUUAUCAGCAGACUCAACUUGCACAAAUCAACUGGAACUCUAAUUAUUAAGCAGAUAAAACCUCAACUAUGUCUCGAAAGUAAAAUGCAUAACGGGAAUGGGAUGAGGGAGAGCCUCAGAAUGCUUCAGAAAGAUUGGAGGAUCUGAGUGUAAAUAUAAAAGGUGCAGCCAAGAGAUUUUAGGUUAAUAUGGUAGAUGGGGAUACAGAUUGCUGACAUUACAAAAUGAUAGGUCCAGGUUUUUUGGUUAUUGAGUGUUGCUUUAGUUGCCAUCCUCCCCAUCCUUUUCUAAUAUGACCCAUCUAAUAUGUUGUUAUAUUGACUGUGAUAUUAUUCUGCUGUUAUGCUGAAACUUAAUUUCUUGUGCUAAAACAUAAAUGUCGUAAGUUAUAGGGAGGUUGAGUGAGAAAGGUGAGAGUUAUCAAAAUUUUCUCUGUGAGAUGUCUCGCCUGUAUAAUUGAAUUUUGGGAACAGUGAUUUAUACAACUGUAAGUGCUAUAAUCAGAAUCAGAAGUGGCUGCUCUCUUGUUUAAAUUGAUUAGUGCAAUCCCUUUUUGUGUACAUUUGUUUAAAUAAAUACUUUUAUUAUUAUUA